AUGUUUCUUGUACUUAAUGAACUCAAGAAUGUAGGUGAAGACAGACUCGCAAACUUCAACGCUUUGAAAUCAAUUAUUACGGAUAAUGAGAUUAGAAUUAAUGAAAAGAAUCAACCCAGAAGAACUGCUCAGAAUGUUGCAAACUUCAUUUUCGUAACUAAUAACGUCUACCCUGUCAAAAUUGAAGUUGGAGACAGAAGAUAUGUAGUUUUAAGAGUUAAUGGUAAAUUCAAGGGUCAAUUUGAUUACUUCAAGAAUUUAAUGGAUUCAUGCACAAAGGAAUUUUAUGAUAACCUUUUAACAUAUUUUAUGCAAUAUGACCUUUCAUCAUUUAAUGUACGAAUCAUUCCGAUGACUGAAGCCAAACAAGAUUUAAUUGAAUUAUCAACAAAUCCUUUAGAUGUAUGGAUAAAUACACAUUAUGAUGAAUUGAAUGCAGGUAUGACAUGUAAAAAUGCUCUAUUCUGCAAACCAUCAGACAUGAAAGACAAAAACUUUCAAAUGAGCAUUAAGGAUAAAUGUGAUAGGAAACAGAUAAGAAUAGAUGGUAAACAAACAUGGUGUUAUGUUUUGAAAGAAGAAAUGAAAGGAUUAUAUAAACAGGUUGAACCAAACGAUAAUGAUGAAUCAUUUACUGACGAUGAAAUACCUGUAAAUGAUGCUUUAUAA
Messenger RNA from Trichomonas vaginalis G3, 669 nucleotides. RefSeq lists its product as uncharacterized. The coding region runs from base 1 to 669 and encodes 222 amino acids. Lineage: Eukaryota; Parabasalia; Trichomonadida; Trichomonadidae. The transcript has a single exon. The record is from RefSeq and is a predicted model, not a curated record.